GGUUACCAGGGCUUGGUGGAUGGGGGAGACAACAUCAAACUGGCCCACUGGCACAGUGUGACCGACAUUAUUCAGCUGUUUUAUUGUUAUUAUUUCAUCCAUGUCUUCUCGUCUCUUCUCUUCCUAUUACUGGUUGUAACCUGGUAAGGAGCUUUGCUGCAUGCGCUUUUAGCCUAAUCAGACGCAGGCUGCACUAUUCAGAGUGCCAGGCUAAGUAAACAGUCUUCCAGCCAACCCAGGUGGCCUUGCAUAGGGGAGGAACAGUCUAAGCAUCUGAUUAAUUUUUUUCAAGAUUGGCACAAAUAAUAAUUUGGAUUCAAGGAUGAACGGAUUGGAAUUUGGUGAUCAAAGGUCACCGGGACAUUUGUUGCCAUAAUUCAGACAUUUAUUAUGACAAAUUUAAUACAAAUAUCUUAAAACAAAAGGAUAAAGUGUUGACAUUUAUUAUCCAAAUAGCCAAAGGUUCCCUUAUUUUUUACAGCCUUUAUCCAGUGCCAAAUAUGUGACCAUAUUUCACAUACGUGAACUGUGUUUUGGUUGGGUGCCCAACUUGAAACUGUAGUGGCUGUAGAUAAAAUGUGUUUGAGCCCAGUAUACUAGAUCUCCUGUGCUGCUGGGUUGAAAGUGCUGAUGAAGCAUCCAUGUUUUAGAAGUUGUCACAUCCAGAUCUGAAGCGUUGUUUGCUCUCUGAUGCAAUUUUUAUUGGCCAAACAUAAAUAUGCUGAAUAACUUUUAUUAAAUUCCUUCAAAACAUCUCACUACAUUUAUGUUAUGAGUCCCAACAGACAUGGAUGCAAACUGCAGCUUGCCUGGUUAGCAGAGUCUUUCAGUGUGAGGUAGUAAUUGUAGCUUACCACCAGAUUAUCUGCCAGAGUAUCCCGUUUGCAGGUAAGUCUAAUCUGUGUGUACCUGUGGUUCCCAACCUUCUAUUGUUGUGUGAGUCCUCCUCCCCAGGUUUAUGUUUAUGCAUUUUGAGAGGUCAAAACCAAAACAAUUGGAGAGAAAUCUAAUUAUUUCACAACUAGCUGUUUGAAUUUUGUAUCCACCAAAAAUGCGAACCAUUGCUUUAUGAAUCUCACUGAUCUACAAAAUGCCUGAUUAAAAUAUUCUGUCUGCCUUAGUUUGGUUUUUGACUAGUUUUACAUCUCUGCUGCAGGGUGGGACUGUGAUAGGCAGUGCCCGCUGCAAGGCCUUCAUGACGCGUGAGGGCAGAGUUUCCGCUGCCUUCAACCUGGUAAAGAAAGGCAUCACCAACUUGUGCGUGUGUGGCGGCGACGGCAGCCUUACCGGAGCCAACAUCUUCCGCAAUGAGUGGAGCGAUCUACUCGAUGAACUCGUAAAGAAAGGAAGGAUCACAGACACUAUGGCUAAGCAGCAUUAUAACUUGAACAUCGUGGGCCUCGUCGGCUCCAUAGACAACGACUUCUGCGGCACCGACAUGACCAUCGGUGCCGACUCUGCGCUGCACCGCAUCAUGGAGAUAAUUGACGCCAUAAUGACCACUGCACAGAGCCACCAGCGUGCAUUUGUUUUGGAAGUGAUGGGACGGCACUGCGGGUAUUUGGCUUUAGUGUCAGCUCUGGCAUCAGGGGCAGACUGGGUUUUUAUUCCAGAGGCUCCACCUCAGGAGGGCUGGGAGGACAAUAUGUGUGCCCGUCUAAAGGGGAGCCGCACAAGUGGGGGGUCGAGACUGAACAUCAUAAUCGUCGCAGAAGGAGCCAUUGACAUAAAUGGCAAGCCCAUCUCCUCAAAUUAUAUAAAAGAUCUGGUGCAGGAGAGACUGGGUUAUGACACCAGAGUGACAGUACUUGGCCACGUUCAGCGAGGAGGAAUUCCCUCAGCGUUUGACAGAAUGCUGAGCAGCAUAUUGGGUGUGGAAGCGGUCGUCGCCCUCUUGGAGGCUUCUCCUGAAACCCCCGCCUGUGUCAUCGGCCUGUCGGGCAACCAAGCAGUCCGCCUCCCUCUGGUGGAGUGUGUGGAGAUGACUAAGUUGGUGCAGACGGCCAUGAAUGAGAAGAGGUUUGAUGAAGCCAUUAAACUGCGUGGAGGGAGUUUUGAGAGCAACUGGAACAUCUACAAGAGUCUCGCUUUCCACAAGCCUCCUCAGUCUAAGAGCAACUUCUCUUUUGCUAUUCUGAACGUGGGAGCUCCGGCGGCAGGAAUGAAUUCUGCAGUGAGGUCGGCGGUGAGGUCAGGGCUCUCUCAUGGACACAAAGUCUACGGGGUCAAUGACGGCUUUCUGGGACUUGCCGAUGGAGCGGUGUUUGAGAUGGAAUGGCACAGUGUGGCUGGAUGGACGGGCCAAGGAAGCUCACUGCUGGGGACAAAACGGACUCUUCCCAACUCUCACCUGGAGAAGAUUGUGGAAACCAUCACCAAGUUCGAAAUCUCAGCUCUGCUUGUAAUAGGAGGGUUUGAGGGGUACCAAGGUGUGCUUGAGCUCUACGAGGCCCGGACUCACUACGAUGAGCUCUGCAUCCCCAUGGUCGUUAUCCCUGCUACCAUUAGCAACAACGUCCCGGGAACUUUCUUCAGUGUGGGUACAGACACUGCUGUCAAUUGUGCAAUGGAGAGUUGUGACAAGAUCAAGCAGUCUGCCAGUGGGACCAAGAGACGAGUGUUUGUGGUGGAGACCAUGGGUGGGUACUGUGGAUAUCUGGCAUCCGCUACUGGCAUAGCAGUGGGUGCUGAUGCAGCCUACAUUUUUGAAGAUCCCUUUAACAUCCUUGACCUUAAGACAAAUGUGGAGCACUUAUCUGAAAAGAUGAAGAAAGAUGUCCAACGAGGUCUAAUCCUGAGGAAUGAAAAAUGCCAUGAAAACUACACUACAGAUUUCAUCCAUAAGCUGUAUUCAUCAGAAGGGAAGGACAUCUUUGACUGCAGAGUCAACGUGUUAGGACACCUCCAGCAGGGCGGGGCACCUUCUCCCUUUGAUAGAAAUUUUGGCACGAAGCUGGGCGUGAAAGCUAUCGAGUGGCUUUCAGAGAAACUGACUGAAAACUACCGACAAGGCCGAGUGUUUGCCAACUCACCAGAAACAGCAUGUGUCAUCGGCCUUAACAGGAAGGUUGUCUCAUUCACCCCUGUCACUGAACUGAAGGAAAUAACCGAUUUUGAGCACCGGAUGCCCAAGGUAGAGUGGUGGUUAAAACUGCGGCCCAUGCUAAAGAUGUUGGCCAAGUACCAAACCAGCUUCAAUGAAUAUGUCCCAGGAGAGAUUGAACAUGUGACUCAACGCUCCAUCAGCAUUGACAGUGGAUUCUAAGCUCUCUGUAAAAUGGCAGCAUGCUUUGCACCUUUUAGCUUUUAUCCAUCAUUUUUAAUUCUCAUCAUCACAUAUCGUAUGUAACCUUUCUUCACAAGCUUGGGCUUUCAAUUUGACUGCCUGACUUCUUGUUUUCACGUAAAGAUAUUUCAAUGCUUUCCAUCAAAAUGCAGAACUCCCUUGCUCUGCCCUCUGAUAUAUCGGUUAACCUGAUGGAUUCAGAGGUUUUGUGUGCUCCUUCAUGCACUAAAGUUGCUUUUAUUUGCUCAGAGAAGUUCUGGUCAUGAUCCAAUUUGUGCCCAGACUUUUUUGUUUAUGCUUAGGGGGCAUACUGUAUGGGCACAAUAGGUGGCGGGACCUUUACUCCAUGCCCAUCUCUUAAACUUGAAUGACCAUGAAUAUACUUUCUAAAUGCCAGCACUGAUCUCACCUGUGUACCAGUAUUUAUUUGACAAGGAAUUCAGCACAAGUGUUUUCUUAUUGUGCCAAAAUCCAAGGGAGGCUUUGUAUAUUUAAACCACUGCUCAACAGACAGUCAUGAGUGCCACUGAACAAAACAUUUUAUAGAGUAACUACUGACUGCCAUGAAACAAGACUGUAUGCAAGGUGUUAUAAAUGCUUUCUCUCCAAAAUCAUGAGUGAAUGAGCCAGAAAUCAUAUGAUAAAGGAAUCUUUUUAACAGUUUUAUUACAGAGUUUUAUUAAUAUUUUAUUAGCUAUAAAUAAGAGCUACUAAAUGUUUAUUGAGAUACUCUUAUAUAAUCUUAUUUAACACAUGAAAUGUCUGAAUGUGACCUGAAAUGGCCAGUUAAGUGUCUUCGUUUGUUUUGUUUUUUUUAAUACUGUUCGACUGAAAACUGCUUCUGCCUUUUAAACCGAACAGCAAACAACAAAAUAUGAACACACACCUGUAAACAAACUAAACUUCACAAAAAACUAUUUCACAUGAACAAUGAAAUCUGUAAAGGAAUAUGAACUUACGUGUGUAUUAUUGUCUCUAUAUCUGUCUUAAAUAAAAUUCUAUUGAACUCUAUUAGAAAUCA
This is a messenger RNA of Haplochromis burtoni (Burton's mouthbrooder), 4307 nucleotides long. It is a transcript of the gene pfkla, whose product is annotated as phosphofructokinase, liver a. Gene Ontology annotation, molecular function: fructose-6-phosphate binding; 6-phosphofructokinase activity; monosaccharide binding. Gene Ontology annotation, biological process: canonical glycolysis; fructose 1,6-bisphosphate metabolic process; fructose 6-phosphate metabolic process. NCBI's taxonomy places the organism in Eukaryota, Metazoa, Chordata, Actinopteri, Cichliformes, Cichlidae. The record is from RefSeq and is a predicted model, not a curated record. The transcript has 20 exons. The coding region runs from base 1196 to 3265 and encodes 689 amino acids. Gene Ontology annotation, cellular component: cytoplasm; 6-phosphofructokinase complex; membrane.